Molecule: messenger RNA, 763 nt
Organism: Columba livia (rock pigeon)
Lineage: Eukaryota; Metazoa; Chordata; Aves; Columbiformes; Columbidae
Product: feather keratin Cos1-1/Cos1-3/Cos2-1
Exons: 2
Coding region: 167-472 (101 amino acids)
Cellular component (GO): intermediate filament
Molecular function (GO): structural constituent of cytoskeleton
Source: RefSeq, a predicted model, not a curated record
UUUUGCAUUCACCACGAGCUUGUCAGAAAAUUAUUACUUCCACAAAGGGUGCCUGGGCCUGAGGCAGUGCAGGACUCCUAUAAAAAUCAGCCCAACGCUCUGCUCUCUCAUCCACUUCUUUCACCUCCUUCUCCUUGGCAAUCAGGUGAACCUCUGGCCCAGAGACAUGUCCUGCUGCAACCCAUGCGUGCCCUGCCAGCCCUGCGGCCCAACCCCACUGGCCAACAGCUGCAAUGAGCCCUGUGUCAGGCAGUGCCAGAACUCCACCGUUGUCAUUGAGCCCUCCCCCGUGGUGGUGACCCUGCCCGGCCCCAUCCUCAGCUCCUUCCCUCAGAACACCGUUGUGGGCUCCUCCACCUCUGCUGCUGUUGGCAGCAUCCUCAGCUGUGAGGGAGUGCCCAUCAACUCUGGGGGCUUUGACCUCUCCUGCAUUACCAGCCGCUACUGUGGCAAUAGAUGUCGCCCCUGCUAAAGCUGCUGGCAACGUCCUUGGGCAAGAACCUGCUGAGACCUUGGAACAUGGUCCUCGAAAGGAAAUAGAGCUUCAUGGCAUUGCAUUCAGACCUUUGAACCAUUGUUUCCUUCUUCCACUUGUGUCUCUGUCUUUUUCCUUUGCCGAUUCUGUCUCCAAGGCCAGCCUAGCAGUGACCUGUUUCUCUCUCGCCCUUCAGGAGUUUCACCACGUCCUUGGGGCUGUCUGUGGUGCUCCCUCUGAGCCACCUCCUUUCCUUCUUGAGACUCAUUAAAGUUGUGCUGCAUCCAA